GAAGGACUGUGGUCAUUUCCCUCCCUGCCACCGGCACCCGAGCGCCACACGGACCGGACACCACAAAGACGUGAUACCUGUGACUAUGGACCUGGGAUUGUGAAUGGAAGAUCUAAAUUUCCUCCCUCGCUUUGACUCGGAGUGACCAGGAGCUGUGUCCACAUACAACAAACCAAACUUGAGAGACUAGAACAAGAGCUUCAGCCAAUAUCCACUAUUUCAACGGGUCAAAGAAUAAUUCCAAGAAGAGCCAAAGGUCACAUGACUUAAGUGAAGCCUGCCUGAACGUUCUCAGGACUUUAUUUUGAAGUAAACACCACAAUAGAGACACUAUGAUUUAAGGAGGCUGACCCACAGCAGCGCUGCUUCAUCACGGACAAGCUGAUCUUUCCCCGGAAACCCCAUCACAAAAUACACUUCUGUACUCACACCAGAAACAAGGAGAUAUUAUCAUGGAUAUUUUUGGAGGUGCUCCUCGUGUUUUGGGCUACCCACGCCCUGUGGUCGCACAGUGUGGCACGGAUACCACGCUGAGGUGCCAGAUCGGAGGAGACCCUCGUCCUGACGUGAUCUGGGAGCGUAAAAAUGUCCAGAUCUUGUCUGAGGGACGCUACAAGCUCGCAGAAGAGGGAAAAGCUUACCUGCUGACCAUUACUGGAGUGACCCAGCAGGAUGCUGGCCAGUACAUAUGCAAGGCUAGAAAUAGCAUAGGUGAAACGUACGCAGCAGCUUCCCUCAAAGUGGAAGGAGAGGCACAGCAGCAGGAAGGAGGGCAGAGGCAGCUAGAGGUCAAUGGAGGACACCUGAAUGGCUACUGUGAAGUGCAAAAUGGUGAACACAGGGCAGAAAAUGGAGCUGAGAUAAAUGGAGAACAUAAGUGUAAUGGAAAGUUUAGUGAAAAGCGAGAAGAAGCUGAUUUAAUAUCUGAUGAUAAGCCUCGAUUCCUCAUCAAGCCCCUCUCUCUGCGCGUGGACAGAGGAGAAGAUGCUGCCUUCUCUUGCAAAAUCUGGGGCACUCCCGUACCAGAGGUGACGUGGGAGAAAGAUGGGAAGAAGCUGCACGACAUCUUCGAAAGUUCACACUUCAGCGUGAGCAACCAGGACGGUGGCUGGUUCCAGCUCAAGAUCUACAGGACGCGCAUGCCAGACAAAGGCGUUUACACCUGCAAGGCCAUCAACUGCCACGGCGAGGCCUUGGCCGGUGCCGUCCUCCUUGUGGAGCCCGUACCGGAGCGGGAGGAGAGCAAAAAGUCCUCAAGUGGUCACACUAACAGCCAGUGGUCGCCAAAGCAAAGAGGUGGGCGACUCAGCUUGUCGAGGCUCAAAGAGGAGGCCCCCGUCAACCCGUCUGCAGUCAAGAAGUUCGCAGUGGCCGAGGGGAAACACGCCAAAUUCCGGUGCUUCGUGACUGGGAAGCCGAAACCCGAGAUCCUCUGGAAGAAAAACGGGGUUCCCCUUGAGCCCGGGAGGCGUCACCUGAUAUUUGAGGACAGGGAGGGGUACUACACGCUGAAGGUCCUGUACUGCAAAGAGCAGGACACAGGGCUUUACAUCUGUGCAGCAUCGAACGCUCUGGGAAACACCCUCAGUGCUGUUCACCUGUCUGUCAAAGGCCACGCUGUUCGCUUCAGGCGUUCAUUAAAAGACGUGGAGGUGAGGGAGCGGGACGUUGCCGUGCUGGAGUGCGAGAUGCCCGACGAGUCGCUCCCUGCCGCCUGGUACCUGGAGGACCAGAGGCUGAUGCCCAGCAGUAAAUACGGGAUGGAGCAGAAAGGAACCAGAAGAAGACUCACCAUCCAUGACAUCGGGACAGAUGAUGACGGCGUGUAUCUGUGUGAGAGGCCUGAUGGAGCAAAGAGCAUCGCAGAGCUGUCAGUUAAAGGUACUAUUGUUCGUAAACUUCCUCGGAAGAUGGAGGUCCUCGAGGGCGAGAAUGCAGCGUUCUGCGUGGAGGUGGAGGACGAUGAGUUGGAGGUCCACUGGUUCAAAGACGGCCUGAAGCUGCAUGAGACACACCAGACGAUCCUCAAGACUUUCGGCAAAACGCACAUUCUGGUCUUCGUCAACGUGGCCCACCAUGACUCAGGGGUGGUGACGUUUGUCACAGGGAGAUCCAAGACAUCGUCACGCCUCAAAGUCAAAGCCUCCAGACACUGUCCUCCUAUCGGCCCUGGGAGCGUCAAGAUGGAUGUAGAUCGACCCAACAGCGCCCUUCUCUCCUGGGUUCCUUCCCCCAACAGCCAGACGUCCACCCGCUCCAUCUUCGUGCUGGAGAGACAAGAGGUGGGCUCCCAGGAGUGGCAGAAGUGCUUCACCUCGGAGAGCGCCACCUCAGCUGAGGUCGCCGGUGACAGCGUGCCGUGUGAGGGCGACUACCGCUUCCGCGUCUGUUGCAUUAACAAGUACGGGCGGAGUGGUCACGUGGAGUUUCCCAAAGUCGUCCAUCUGGUGCCUGGGCCCAAAAUUCACAGUCACCUCCAGAGCUGUGAGGUUGUAGAGGGAGAAGACGCUCGCUUCUCCAUCGAACUGUCUGCCUCCAUGGUUGGAACCUGGUUUCUGAACAGCGCCCAACUGCAGCACGGCGGACGGUACUCGAUACAACAGUCCCAAACACAGCACUCGUUGGUUAUCCAUGACACUCACACGACAGAGGACACAGCAGAGGUCACGUUCAUAGCCAACGGAGUCCGCGAUUCAGCUGUGCUUAAUGUUAAACCUGCUGUGAUCAAAUUCACCCCUCUGUCAGAAUCAGACAGCAGUAAGACAGUAGAGACAGGUGACGCUAUUGUUCUCUACUGUGAGGUCUCCCACCCCUUUGCGAAGGUAUCCUGGUUUAAAGAUGGCGAGGAGCUCCAGGCGACCGACAGCCUCACCAUCCAAUCAGAUGGGAACAUGAGAAGGGUUGUGAUCCAAUCGGCUGACGCGUGUCACUCUGGAGUUUACACAUGUGAGACUUCAGGGGACGUCAUCAAAUUCAAUGUGGACGUUGCAGGUCCUCCUGUAGAGUUUGGUCCGGUCCCACAGGAGGAGCUCCAUAAGAGCAGCAUGGAGCUGGACCCUGUGGUGCUGCUCUGCCACGUCUCCAGGGAGGAUGCAGAUGUCAAGUGGUAUAAGGAUGGCCAUGAGAUCCUGCCCAGUGACAACAUCACUCUGCAGGCAGAAGGAACGGUGAGGAGGUUAAUAAUCCGCUCUGCAGACUCCUCAGACGCUGGCAGCUACACCUGCCAGGCAGGAAACAAGAGCAUGGAGUUCACCGUCAAUGUCAGAGAGCCUCCGGUGAUGAUUGUGGAACCUAAGGAUGACGUUGUGAUGGAAAGCUACAUCUCAGAGGAGAUCCACCUGCAGUGUGAACUGUCCCGUUCUGGCGGUAAGGUGCAGUGGUUCAAGGACGGCCAGGAGGUGGAGGCGAGCAACCACAUCCAGCUGCUCUCUGAGGGUCCGUACAGGAGGCUGACCGUCCUCUGUGGGUCAGUAGAAGAUGGAGGAGAGUACGUGUGCAAAACAGACGGAGACUCUGUUUUCUUUCAGCUUACUGUCACAGGUUUGUUUGCACUCACUUCUGCGAUAUUCACGUUUGUGAGAUUAAAAGGUCAAAAAAGUUUCUCUUAUUUUUCUCCCUGUUCAGAGCCGCCCGUCCGAAUUGUCUUACCAACUCAACCAGAGCUGGAACUGAGCCAUUUGGCCCCCGAGAGGCUGGAGCUCAGCUGUGAGAUCUCGCAGUCAGAUGCCCCUGUCCGGUGGUACAGAGACGGACUAGAGGUAGACGAGGGCCCUAACUUGAUCCUUGAGGUGGACGGGGCACAACGCCGGCUUGUUAUACCCAUGACCACUGUGGAGGACACAGGGGAGUACAUAUGUGACACUGAAGACGACUCUGUGGUGUUCCUAGUUACUAUUACAGAGUCACUCGUGACACUCACUCGUCCCGAGAACACACCUGACACACUGGAGAGUUCUGCUGGUAAACCCAUUGUGAUGGAGAUCAACGUGUCCCGGCCAAAUGCAGACGUCAGGUGGUGGCUGGAUGGCAAAGAAAUAGAGGAGAGCAAUAACGUCACCAUCACAGAGGACGGGCUUGUCCGUCGACUGACCAUCCACGCUCCGACCCCGAAGGAUUCUGGAAAAUACACCUGCAACGCUGUUGAUGAUGAAAUUGAUUUCCACGUCAAAGUUUCAGAGCCUCCGGUGAUGAUCUUAAGAAAAUCAGAGAUAAAGACAAAUCUAAAAUCCCUGAUUUCUGACGACAUUGUGCUGGAGUGUGAACUCUCCAGAGCCAACGCUGUCGCCAAAUGGUACAAGGACAACUGUCGGAUUGAGGGCGAUGAAAGGUACUGUGAAGAAGAAGAAGGUGCUUUCCGCUCGCUGGUCAUCCUCAACGCUGAGCUCAGAGACUGCGGAGAGUACUUCCUGGAUGUUGGAGAUGACAACAUCACCUUCCAGGUUACAGUAGAAGAGCCUCCAGUGGCCAUUAUCGGAAAUUCAAUUGACCCUGACUUCCAGGAGAUGGUGGCAGGGGAUGAUCUGAUCCUGGCCUGUGAGGUGUCCCGGGCCAAUGCCCCCGUCCAGUGGUACUGCAACGACAAGCUGCUCACCUCUGACCCGCGCACUUACAUCGAGAGCUACGGGACUCUGAGGAAAAUCAUCAUCUCAAAUGUGCAGCCCUCAGAUUCUGGAAAGUACGUGUGCGACGCCGUGGGUGACAAGAUGAUCAGUGUCAUCAGGAUUCAAGAACCUCCGGUAACGUUCGUGAACAAGGAGGAUGACAUUGUCGUGACGUCUUACGAAGCAGAGAGCGUGACCUUGACGAGUUACGUGUCCAAGGAAAGUGCUCAAGUGCGUUGGAUGAAAGACUGGACGCUUGUUGAAGGCGAACGCUUCCGAGCACUCGUGGAGGGCCACAAACGCACCCUCACCAUUGAGCCUCUGAGGCGCUCUGAUGCGGGAGAGUACACAUGUGACGUCAACACGGAUCAGAUCAACUUCAGCCUGCUGGUCAAAGAAAUGAGAAUCAGGUUUGUGAGGCCACUGCAGGACACCGUGGCUCACGCUGAUGGAAUGGUGACCCUUCGCUGUGAGGUGUGCAAGCCAAAAGCAGACGUGCAGUGGCUAAAGAAUGGCGUGGAGGUGGUUCCGAGCAGGAGGUUCUCCAUUCGGGCGGACGGCGUCGAGCGAAGCUUGACCAUCCAUAGAUUAACCAGAGAGGAUGCUGGGGAGUACAUCUGUGAGUCCAGAGAUGACCGGACCACGGCGUCGCUCAGAGUAGAGAUGCCUCGUGUGGUGGAGUUCCUCACAGAGCUCCACAACACCACCGUGCUGGAAGGAGAAGAUGCCACUUUCAAGUGCGUGGUUUCCCCAGAGGAUGUCCAGUUGCUGUGGCUCAUGGACAACGAGACGAUAACACUGGGCGAUCGUUUCCAGGCGACCCAGAAUGGCCUUUGCCACACCUUGGUGAUUAAGAAGUGCCAGAUAUUGGACUGUUCAAGGAUUUCAGCAGAGGCUGAGGGACAAUUGAGCAAAGCCAGCCUCAAAGUUCAGGAGGCUCAGGUCAUGUUUACGAAGAGAAUGGAGGCUGUCAUGGCAGAAGAGCUUGGCGACGCCACCUUGGAAACGGAGAUCAGCCUGGAGACGGGCGAGGUUCAGUGGAUGAGGCAGGGGGUGGUCAUACAGCCCGGUCCUCGACACACGCUCGCCCAGAACGGCUGCAAACGCAGUCUGACCAUCUGCAACCUGAAUCUGUCGGACCGGGGAACCUACCGCUGCGAGACCCUACAUGACCGCACACAGGUCAAGCUCAAUGUGGAACCUCGUAAAAUCGUCAUCCGCAAAGUCCUAGCUGACCAAGAGACCUUUGAACGAGAGACCGCCUCCUUCGAGGUGGAGCUCUCCCACACGGACGUGGAGGGCAUUUGGCAGAAGGACGGCAUUCGCGUGAAACCAAACAACCAGUGGCGCGUGAGCACCAAUGGGCUCGUCCACAGCCUCACCCUGUCCAACCUCACCCUGGAGGACACGGGCACCAUCGCUUUCUCUGCUGAGGGGGUGCGCACCACUGCCAGGCUCACAAUCAAAGAGACGCCGGUGUCUAUCAUGAGAGCGCUGGCUGAUGUCCGUGUGGAGGAGGAAUUUCCUGCCACUCUCGAGUGUGAAUUGUCCCGGCCAAACGUUGAAGUCCGAUGGCUCAAGAACGGGGCAGAGCUGAAGCCAGGGAAGAACUGUCGGAUCUAUCCGAUGGGUCGGAAGCGGUUCUGUCAGAUCUUGCAGUGCUCCUGCGCUGACUCUGGCACCUACACGUGUGAUACGGGGGAAAUUAAUACUUCCUGUUCACUGGAGGUUUAUGAGCAUAAGUUGGAAAUAGUGCAGGACCUGGAGGAUAUUUACAUCCAGGAGGACCAGAAUGCCGUCUUCAUGUGCGAGGUUUCUCUGGAGGACGUGACGGGAGAGUGGUACAAGGACAGCCACAAGAUCCGGCCCACCAGCACCAUCAAGAUCCGCACUGAAGGGACCAAACACUUCCUGUUGAUGUGCAACGUCACAGCUGAAGAUGCGGGUGAAAUCCGGUUCGCAGCCAGAGACGUUGAAUCCACAGCUUAUCUUGAAGUGGAAGAACUUCCGGUGUCCAUCGUCAAACCCCUGCGAGAUCGCACGGCGCUGGAGAAACAUCGCGUGAUCUUGGACUGCACCUUGUCGUCGCCCCGCUGCGGGGUCUCCUGGUUCAGGGGCCGGGAGGAGCUGGUGUCCGGGGGCCGGGUGGAGGUCGUGGCGGACGGCUGCUACCACAAGCUGGUGAUCCAGCAGGUGGUCGUGGAGGACGAGGGCACCUACAGCAUCCAGGUCGGGGAGCACACUUCCGAAGCCAAACUGAUGGUGGAAGCUCAGGCACUCGUGAUGGUCAAAGAGCUGGAGGACGUGGAGGUGACUGAACCUGAGCCGGCGUCUUUCCAGUGCGAGGUGUCUGUGGCCAUAAACAAGCCCCCCAUUUGGACUCUGAACGGGGCACCCCUCCACCCGGGCCCCGGCGUCCGGCUGGAAAACCACGGGACGGUUCACAAACUCACCCUGAGGAACACCAGCGCGGACAUGAGCGGGACGGUCAAGUUCACCAUGGGCAAGGCCAAGAGCAGCGCCGCGCUCAGCGUCGUGGAGGAGUAGAGGAACGAGAAGGAGAAAAGAAAGUGACUCAGAAAGAAAGUGAAGGAACUUUAUGCAAAAAUGGAAAAUGCUUAUGUCCCCUUGAACUUUUUUCAAAUGCAUUUGUUGUGAUUGGAUGGCCUGCACUUUCCUUUCCAAUUUCAAAUUCGAGAUAUUCACUGAAGCUGGACUGGGACUGAACUAAGCAUUUUGAACAUGAGGCAUGUUUCUUCAGUCCAGUUAUUCCUUUUUUUACAGUGUAGAUGAUAUUUAUUUUCCUAGUUGACCUUACUUCUUCGUAUUGUGAUGAAAACCCCUCAAAAUAAAAUAUAAAGCAAAAUGUU
Molecule: messenger RNA, 7471 nt
Organism: Paralichthys olivaceus (Japanese flounder)
Lineage: Eukaryota; Metazoa; Chordata; Actinopteri; Pleuronectiformes; Paralichthyidae
Source: RefSeq, a predicted model, not a curated record